Hemibagrus wyckioides is the source of this 2845-nucleotide messenger RNA. RefSeq names its product tetraspanin 5b (gene tspan5b). Bases 289 to 1104 code for a protein of 271 amino acids. Gene Ontology annotation, cellular component: membrane. The transcript has 9 exons. The record is from RefSeq and is a predicted model, not a curated record. NCBI's taxonomy places the organism in Eukaryota, Metazoa, Chordata, Actinopteri, Siluriformes, Bagridae. Gene Ontology annotation, biological process: protein maturation; protein localization to plasma membrane; regulation of vascular endothelial growth factor signaling pathway.
GUGACGGUUUCUACGCCCCGAUAAGCCUGUGCCGUUAUUCAGGACCGAGCGCAGCUUUAUAAGAGCUAAUAAUAUUUAGAGAAAUAACGGAUAGAGAGAGAGAGAGAGAGAGAGAGAGAGAGAGAGAGGAUAUUUCUCCUGAAUUGUGUGAAUAGAGAGAGAGACGCUGUGAUCGUGAGGCAGUAAUAAAGAUGCCCAGUGCACUGAGGAGGGGAUGAAGGGCCUGUCUUCAGCUCAAAGACUUUCAUUUCCAUAAAAUAAACAGAGAGAAAAACAAAACAAAACAAAAUGUCCGGAAAACACUUUAAUGUGCAUGAAGUGGGCUGCUGCAUUAAAUACUUCAUCUUCGGCUUUAAUAUUAUAUUCUGGCUGCUGGGCGUGGCUUUCCUGUCUGUUGCUUUAUGGGCCUGGAGUGAAAAGGGUGUCCUGUCCAACAUCUCAUCCAUCACAGACCUGGGAGGUUUUGACCCGGUCUGGUUGUUCCUGGUUGUAGGGACGGUGAUGUUUGUGCUCGGGUUUGCCGGCUGUAUCGGAGCGCUGAGAGAGAACUCCUUCCUGCUCAAGUUUUUCUCCGUGUUUUUGGGAAUCAUCUUCUUCCUGGAGCUGACCGCCGGAGUCCUGGCCUUCGUCUUUAAGGACUGGAUCAAAGACCAGCUCAAGUUCUUCAUCAACAACAACAUCCGAGCGUACCGAGACGACAUCGACCUGCAGAACCUCAUCGACUUCACACAGGAAUACUGGGAAUGCUGUGGAGCGUUUGGACCUAAGGACUGGGACCUGAACAUCUACUUUAACUGCACUGACACCAACCUGAGCCGAGAGAAGUGUGGAGUUCCCUUCUCCUGCUGUACUAAAGACCCUGCUGAGGAUGUAAUAAACACUCAGUGUGGUUACGACAUCCGAGAUAAAGCUGAGUCAGAGCAGAAGACGUUCAUCUACACUAAAGGCUGCGUGCCACAGUUUGAAAAAUGGCUGCAGGAGAAUCUCACAGUGGUGGCUGGAAUCUUCAUAGGAAUCGCAUUACUGCAGAUUUUUGGGAUUUGUUUGGCUCAGAACCUGCUGAGUGACAUCGAGGCAGUGAGAGAGAGCUGUUUGUUCACUUGACCUCCCGAAGGCGGUGGCGUCUCAGCGUCCAGUUCGAGGGAGGAGGAAUUUUCACCUUCAUUUUUAUUCCUAAAACACUUCAAAUCACUGACCAUGUGUCACUUUCUGAGCCGUACUUCUAUCCUCUUUACUGACCGCAGUUCCUGCACUGACCACAGGGUGGAGUCUAACAUGGGGGGGGGGUGAACAUGAAUUUUCAACACAGUCAACUGACAAAUAUCCUUUGUCAAUCUUAAACCUUGCUAACGGCUAGCGGAAGUUUAUGAAGACCAGCUAGCAUCAUGCUAACACCUAAAUCACCUCACGCACUCAGUGACAGAUUUAUAAAAGCUGUAAGCUAGUCAGUGUUGAACUUUUCAUCAAUUAGCAGAACUUUCAGCAUUGUCGCGGUCAGAAUAUUCCGCUAGCUGUUAGCGAUGUUAGCCUCACAGAUCCAUUUGCAUCUACAUGUGAGGUAAAUGUAUUAUAAAAAAAAAAAAACAUAACUAGCAUAACUAAUUUACUAUAUAAACUUUUUGUCUCUCUAACAUGCUGUACAGAAAUGGGUCGAUUUCAGAGCACUGCUUUUUCGUGAUUAAUUGCUAAAUCUGUUCUAAGUGGCAGGUAAUGAGAAGCACUGCAUGUGUACUGGGUAAUAAUAUUAGCAUAAAAGCACCCAGUAUCAACAGAAAUAGUAUAGAUUACAAGAUAACGCUAACGUUGUGUUUAAGGAAUCUGGAUUUCGGCGUAAAUCCAGACAAAUUUAACUGGUUACUUUUGAAACGACUAGCGAUAGAUAUGCUAACUAUGCUAAAGUGUUGCGUUAAUAGCAAAAACAAAGCUAGUUACCUGAAAGAGAUGUUCAGUUCUUUUCUUUUCUUUUCUUUUGGAAUUGAGGUGAAAAUAUUCAUAAAUAAUUAGCUAACAUUUGAUACUUGAAUAUGUUUAGCAUGUUAUUCGGUAUGGUAGAUUUAAAACACGCCUCACGGUUUGUUUGUUUUACUGGAAUAAAGUGUCGAUAGCAGGUGCUUUGUUGUUCUAGCGCUUUAGAUCAGUAUGACUAAUAUUCUAGCUCUAGUUUAUGUAAAUGUUCUGAAUGUUUUCAUGCUAGCUGUGUGAGAAAGUGUGUUGCACUUACUGGAUUGUCUGGGCUAUAAGAUGUUGUUGUUGGUAAAUUAGUCAGAUAAUUGAUCUACACAUUAUAAAUAAUUGCACUACCGUUAGCUUGGUGCUAAUUGAAAAUCUGCGCUAGCGGACACUAACACUAUUACAUGAUAAUUCUGACGGAGUGUUUAUAAUCCUUCUGUAUGACAAUAACAGAAAGAUUAGAAACUGGUGACUAAACCCCCACACCAGCAGGUGGCACUGAAGUGCCGUGUCAGUAUUUAGUGUGGCGUAUUGUUCACUCUGGAGUAACUUAUAGUCCAGAAAAUACAGUAAAUUAGCUUAUUUAAUUAGCGUAUCUAAGUAGAGCUGGUGGGAGGGAGAGAGAGAGAGAGAGAGAGUUUUGUUUUCGAUGCACAUGAAGAAGAGUAGUGUAAAUACCUGAGAGUAUAGUUGUUGUGUUUUUUAUCAGAAUGAUGUAACUCCAGCACUUGUGUUAUUUAAGCAGGGUUAUUUUUCCCUCCUGGACAGACUCACUGCUUGUGUGUGUUGUGGUUGAUGUGAUUUGUUGAAGUCUUUUUACAGUAUUGUAUUUGAACAGAAUCUAUUCUCCCUCCUGAGGCGUGUGAACAAUAAAGUUUGAUAUGUUUUGGUAAAA